This is a messenger RNA of Electrophorus electricus (electric eel), 1966 nucleotides long. It is a transcript of the gene lrrc17, whose product is annotated as leucine rich repeat containing 17. Lineage: Eukaryota; Metazoa; Chordata; Actinopteri; Gymnotiformes; Gymnotidae. Gene Ontology annotation, cellular component: plasma membrane. Gene Ontology annotation, molecular function: protein binding. The record is from RefSeq and is a predicted model, not a curated record.
GUGGCCUUUUUGAGUGUAUGUGUGUGUGUGUUUGUUUGUGUGUGUGGGUGCGCACUCUGGGGGAGGGGGAUCUAUCCUGAGGAGCAGGAGAUGAGGAGUUCCAGCACUCUCUCUACAAUGUGGCACAUGUUGCUGGGCAGCUGUGCUCCACGUUGGCUCUCGCAUGCAUGCGGAAUCCACUCCGACUUUAGGACGAGGCUUCUGGGCUGGAAUAUGGGCACAACCUGGAAGCAGGCUCUGUAUAUAUAGCUAACAUUGCACAUAAGGCGUAAAUGCAUUUGGUGGCUCUCCAAGACACAGACCAGUAAUAAGGACCAAGCAGAGGAGGAGUUCUCAGGGGCUUCAGCUGUAACCCCACUCGCUCUCCUUGGUGAGCUUGCUAGACUCCAGGCUGUGAAGAUUCCUGAGGGAUUCAUCUCCGGUGAGUGACCCAGUCACAGCUCUCGCCAUGCGUCUUCUCACCACUCUGCCAUUGCUGGUCCUGGUGCUCAGAGCAGCUGAGACACGGAAGUCAGCCCGGAGCGGCCGAGGCCGGGCACACAGCCGUGCCAAUGCCGUCAAGCGCUACGUGGCAGACUGCAAAGGGUACGUAGAAUAUGGGGCCAAGUUCCUCGACUGCCAGGAACACCGGCUGACUGCCGUCUUGCUCGGAUGGCCGGAAGACAUUGACCACCUGCUGCUGGCACAGAACAAGAUCCAGGUGCUGCAAGACAACACCUUCAGCCACUUCAGGAAGCUGCAGAGCUUGGACCUGCAGCAGAACGAAAUCUCCCUGAUUGAGGAAGGUGCAUUCAAUGGUCUGAGCAAACUGACAAUCCUGCUGCUGCAGCACAACCGCUUGCAGGUGGCCACUGAGGCCAUGCUCAUCCCCAUGGUGCGACUCAGCCACCUGCGUCUUCACGACAAUCCCUGGAGGUGCAGCUGCCAGUUAGACAGCCUCGUGCGCUUCCUGCAGGUGCCCAGCAACCGUCACAUGGGCAACUUUGCAAAGUGCGCCGAGCCCACACACUUGUGGGGGCAGCAUCUGAAGCAGUUGGAUGCCACCUUGCUCUGCUCCCCAGAAUUCCAGCCAGUAGCUCUACCAUCAAGGCCACCCGGUAUACAAAAACAUCUUGAUGCAACAUUACUGUGCCACACCUAUGUGUUCCCCAAACCACUGCUGGAGUGCAAGAGCAGAGGGCUGAAGACCAUUCCAGCUGAUAUCCCAGCAAGCAUUGUGAAAAUGGAUCUAUCCUUUAACAACAUCACACACCUGAGGCCUAAAGAGUUUGUUGCUGUCAAGGACCUGAAGCUUCUUAACCUCAGUAGCAACGGCCUAGAACGCAUUGACACAGAUGCCUUUGCUGGCCUUCUGUACCUGCGAGAGCUAGACCUCUCUAAUAACAACCUACGUUACUUCAGCUACGGUGUUCUGGAAGACCUGUACUACCUCAGGAUACUGUCUCUGGGUGGCAACCCCUGGAUCUGUGACUACAACAUCCACUACCUGAUCUACUGGCUGAAGCACCACCCAGCUGUUGACUACACUGGUCUGGUGUGCAGCGAGCCACAUGAGUUCCAAGGCUGGCCUGUGGAGAACUAUGUCAAGACCUACAACGCAGAGUGCCCCAAAGACAAGCAGGUGGGCUCACAGACAGACACUGCUCAGCCAGGCCUGACAUCCCAGGAGCUGAUUGCAGAGACUGAGGAAGUUCCAGACCUGCUGCCCAACCCGCUCAGAGAUAGACGACGGAAGAAAUUUGAGAUCAUUCGCCUGAAUUAAAGCAAGGACUCUAAGCACUGUCAGUCUUUCUGGAUGAACUGUAGACUUUCCCUGAGAAUAAUUCAAAUUUUGUCUGCAUCAGAUCAGAAAUUAAACCUUUAAAUCAUCUGUAUCACAGUUUGAGAAGACAUUUUUAGUAUAUGUUUCUGAUCAAUUGUUCUGUAAACUAAAUCAUAAUAAUAAAAGUCAACCCUUUUUUUUCUA